AAUGCAUCACUUAUACUGAACAGAGAGACUACACAGAGCAAAGGGGGACAACAGAGAGGCCGGUGGGCUCUAAUAUUAGCCAUCAGGGGCUGCUACUUUAUGCUGGACUUCAAUCAAAGGCCUGAAGAUGAGCUUUCUACUCUUUGGUGUCACAGCCUUUCACCUUAUUAUACUGGUGAUCCUCUUUGUUGCCACACUUGACAAUUCAUGGUGGAUAUUCUCUGAAGAGGAGACCGUGAACCUCUGGUACGACUGUCUUCUUGACAACAACACUGGAGUCUGGUUGUGUUCUUCUGUGUCUACUAAUGAAUGGUUCCAUGCUGUCCAGGCGCUCAUGGUACUUGCAGUCUUGUUCUCCAGCUUUUCCUUUAUGCUCUUCAUGUGUCAGCUCUACACUAUGGAACGAGGAGGACUAUUUUAUGCCACUGGUGUUUUCCAGAUUCUUGCCAGUCUUGCUGUAUUCUCUGGAGCCGUCAUCUACGCAACCCAUGUAACAGAAUUCCACCCAGACCGGGCAAAAUCAGGAUACUUUGGCCACUGUUUUAUAUUAGCUUGGGUGGCCUUCCCCCUGAGCAUGUUGAGCGGAAUCAUAUACAUCCACCUCCGGAAACGGGAAUAAGACAGUCUGGUAUUUUAUUUUCCAAACAUCAGGGAACAUAAUACAGGCAAGUGGAUACCAAAAAAAAAGAUUUUGAGAACCUCGGUGCCAACCCUGGGAAUCUUUCAUCUUCAUCAUAAGUUUACGGAGCAGCCAUCACUAAGAUCUUCUUGGCUGAGGAGCAGCAGCUUAGCCCAACUCAGUGAAUAUGACACAGAAAGAUUAACUUGGAAAUUACUUUAAAAUGUGUCAUGCAAUAUAACAGUCUGUUUGCAUAGAGACUGUCCCAUGCAAUUUAUAUAAUGCAGAUGAGCCGCUAAAUCACAUCACUUUUACAUUGAAAACCAGAAUGAGUCACUGGGAUUCCCCUUGAUAGUUUCCUUUCUAGAGCCGAGCUUUUCAUACUGUCACUUUUGCAAAAUAUUUGUUUUUCUGUAUUGAGGACAAUGGCAGCAAUGGAUUUUCCAGCAGAGGCACAUUCAUUUCUUCCUGAUGGAACUAUUUGUCUUCAUCCACUACCGCUGAUAUUCUCCAUUCUAUUCCUACAUCGCUUUUUGGAUUAGGUUGGACCAAUGCUAGUUAUCAGCACCCACAACAGGACAAUGUUUCCCACCAGCAUAAUAUUGUAUAUGUCACCAAUUACUUCCGCAAAAUAGCCGCAUCUGAAAAGAGUAUAUUGCAAAAAGGUUUUGCCGAUUCCAAUAAAGGACCAGUGAGAAUUGA
Messenger RNA from Xenopus laevis (African clawed frog), 1321 nucleotides. RefSeq names its product epithelial membrane protein 3 S homeolog (gene emp3.S). Lineage: Eukaryota; Metazoa; Chordata; Amphibia; Anura; Pipidae. Gene Ontology annotation, cellular component: membrane; plasma membrane. The record is from RefSeq and is marked provisional.